AUGCCCUCUUCUCUUCUUCUCGUAACUGCCCUCACCUUCUUCUUGGCCUCGUCCUUCGUCCUCACCCGUGGUGAUCACACCUCGCAGCACUCGCUGCACGACCCGCGCGUGCUGCACUGCCUCUCGCGCAGUGCGGUGCGUUCGCUUCAAUUUUGCCUUUGCCUCAACGACCUCGAUCUGGAGUUCUUCUACACCUUGUGGAAGAAGAGGGGGUCGACCGUGCUGCGCCUGCCGCGACAGACGCGGGCCUUCCAGACCAUGAAGGACGAGGAGGACCCCGAUGGCCCCCCGGCCAGGCGUUAUGACAAUUAG
Molecule: messenger RNA, 312 nt
Organism: Acanthamoeba castellanii str. Neff
Lineage: Eukaryota; Discosea; Longamoebia; Acanthamoebidae
Exons: 2
Coding region: 1-312 (103 amino acids)
Source: RefSeq, a predicted model, not a curated record